UUGACCCAAAUCGGCAUUAAUGACAGUCUUCAAAGUAACAUUCCAAAUCUCUCUCUCAUUCACAAGUUGCGAAGAAUAUGGCGACCGAGGAUGUGAACGAAGAAGCCCUUGCGGCGGCGGAAGUAACGGAGAAGCAGCCUCAUAAGCUCGAAAGAAAAUGGUGUUUCUGGUUCGAUAACCAAUCUAAGCAAGAGCAAGGCGCUGCCUGGGGAGCUUCCCUUCGUAAAGCCUGUACCUUCGACACUGUCGAAGAUUUCUGGGGUUUGCACGAGACUAUAUUCAUCCCCAGCAAAUUGACGCCGAAUGCUGAAAUUCACAUGUUCAAAGCUGGUGUUGAGCCCAAGUGGGAAGAUCCAGAGUGUGCUAAUGGCGGAAAGUGGACUUAUGUUGUUGCCAACAGCAGGAAGCAAGCUUUAGACAAGGCUUGGCUUGAAACUUUGAUGGCUUUGAUUGGAGAGCAAUUCGAUGAGGCAGAUGAGAUUUGUGGUCUUGUUGCUAGUGUGCGCCAAAAGCAAGACAAGCUCUCAUUGUGGACAAGGACUAAAUCAAAUGAAGCUGUCCUGUUCGUCAUCCGAAUACGAUCGCCUACCCCGAGAAGUUUUUCGAAAGUGCUCAAGCGAUCGCGGCGCAUAGUCAUCUUCGUUGGCCGGAUCUCAGUCGGGAGUGGAUACGUCGUCAGCAAGCUAGGAUCGCUAGAGUUGAUUGGGAGUCGAGGCUUCCUUGCGUUCCCGGUCCCCGUAAGUCGCGCCUCCCUUUGUUUACUCGCAAACAACAGAGACUUCUCGACAAAGCCAGAGAAAUGGGUGGAGUUCCGGAUCUAAGCGCCCUGUUAAAAGGGAAGUUGCAACCGCUCACGAAGAAAUCGACUACAGUCGAUUCUCAGGGACCGUCUAAUUCUGGAGUCGACGUCACUUCUGAAGGUGGUGGAACCUCCCGAGAAGGGCCUCCAAAGAAGGAGCCUUCAGAGAGGAAGGCCCUAUUGCAAUUGAUCAGGGGGGCAGGGCAGAGACUUCUGCUUCAGGUCCCAAGAAGAAGAAAAAGACCAAAAGGACUAAAGUGGGAGCGACCGACGAGGUUCCUCUCGAAGAGUCUGCUUCCCUCGAUGCGACUUUUGAGGGUUUGAAGGCCAAAAAGAAGAAGGAUGGGAGGAAAAGGUCUCGUGGCGGGGCAGAAGGGCAGGAGACUGUUUUAGUCGGGGCGGCAUCAGAUGGUCACCCGAGGAAGAGAACCAAGAGGUCUGUCGAGGCAGAGCCCCGUCCCUCUACCUCCGACGCGAACGCUGCUGACGAGGCCUUAGUCGACGCUGUUGGGGAGGCCAGCGGCACUCCUGAAAACCUGUCAGAGGAAAGGAGGAAAACCUUGAUGUGCCGUGGGCUAGCGCACCGGGCAAAACAGGCAUGCAUGGCUUGAUCAUGGAAAGCAGUAAAGAUAUAUGUUCAUUGUUUGACUCAUAUCUUCCAAACCACGAGGCUUCUACGCAUGAAAUCACUUGGAGAAUGUUCUCAACUCAAUUACGUAGCUCCUUGAAGAAGAAUCAGAUCAAACGGAGUUCAUAUGUGAUAGUUAUGCUAUUUACAAAUCAGGUGAUCUUCAGUUCUCGCGAAUUCAGACCACCCGAGAAGCUCGAAAUGGCUAACCUUGUUUCUGAUGAACCAAUGGUCAAUUCAAUCAUGACAAAAGUUAUUAUUCAUGUUCUAAAUGUUCAAGAAAGCAUUGGGCUUGAUGGUUUUCAAAAAAAUUCAAAAACGAACUUGUUUGGGCCAAAUGGAGAAACCGAUAAAUAUUGGCUAAGGGAAAAGAUGGAUUUCGACCAGGCCUCAAAGGGACAUGUCUUGGCCCAUAUCAGGAGUAUAUUCUUCUCCUUUCAAAGUCCUGGUCGUGGCUAUAUGAAGAGGUAGUCCAAGUUUCAGUCAAAGACUUUAUUUAGUCAAGUCUUUGUUUCUAUUUCCAAUGUCUUGUUUUUAGCAUAUUUUUCUUUGGAUCUCUACAACUUGUAAUCCUAUAAAUAA
Brassica napus (rape) is the source of this 2009-nucleotide messenger RNA. Its product is annotated as eukaryotic translation initiation factor-like. Gene Ontology annotation, biological process: translational initiation. The transcript is spliced from 5 exons. Lineage: Eukaryota; Viridiplantae; Streptophyta; Magnoliopsida; Brassicales; Brassicaceae. Gene Ontology annotation, cellular component: eukaryotic translation initiation factor 4F complex; cytoplasm. The record is from RefSeq and is a predicted model, not a curated record. Gene Ontology annotation, molecular function: RNA 7-methylguanosine cap binding; translation initiation factor activity. The coding region runs from base 78 to 821 and encodes 247 amino acids.